AUGUCUAUCUCCUUCGCCUUCGUCGGCGCGGACGCGGACGAGCCUUUCUUCAAGAAGACUCUGGAUACCGUUGCCGAAACUUUUCCGGGGAUCGUACUCGUUGGAGAGAGUGUCGACGUGGAUGUGGACGAACCCUCUAUCACCAUUCGAUGGUCUAUCGGAGCUUGUGGUGAAGACUUCAUGCUACCUGGGUCUGCUGGGGUGCAUGGUUCGGACGCAUGUGGUCUUCCAGCAAUUCCGUUGCGCUUCUACGUGGAUAGCGAUGACGAGCCCACUGCGACAUAUGAUUCAUCUCACAUACCUUUCAAUCGAGACACUGGGCACCGAAGGAGUAUUCAAAACCUUGUCCAGUUCGAUAGCGAUCAUGUUCUCGACGUACAUGAGGCGCGACUAUAUCCGUUCGACACAUACAUGCUCUCCAGCACCAUUCGCGCCGCGAACGCCGAUAAUCAGACCGUUCCAAUCCGAAAGAUCGCCACAAUAGACAUUACCUCUAGUUUCGACAUCUUUACCACCGACUUGGAGAGUUACUCCAACUCGGAAGAUGGAAAGCAAGAACAGGCCAGUCGGGACAUCGAUCUGUAUGUCAGAAGACCGAACGAAGCCCGCCUCUUCACGCUUCUACUCUUUGCUGUGAGCUGGGUCCUCACCCAUGUGACGAUUGGCCACGUUCUUCUCGCACGAAGGGUUUCCAGCCUGAGAUCCUUGCUUCCACACCUCAUAUCCUCUGGCGCCAUCCUCAUCGCUAUUCCUCAACUGCGGGCGAGUAUGCCAGAUGCUCCUGGCUUCGAUGGGGUGUUGAUUGAUUGCAUCGGAUAUUUCCCGCAAAUGGUGAUUGUCGGACUAUCCACCGUCACACUCCUCCUGCUACUUGUCGUCCAUGAAUUCGACCGAAUGAGAACGAACGCCAGCGCCAGCGCACAUGCACAUGCCUACUCGCGAUCAUCGCGUGCAAUGUGGCCACCUCCAUACGGACCUGCAGCCUCUUUUGUUCGUCCCGAGAGACCCCCAUCCUUGUUGUCGCACUUUCCUCGCCCACCACCAUCUCCGACGGCAAAUUCCACCUCUACGGAGAUAAUGCAAUGGGAAAUGCACCGCUUAAUGAAGCAGCUGAAAGGACAGUAUGUUUUUCCACCCGUGCAGCCAACACAUCGGCUCAAACAGCCCGACGCCUCCAAGCCCUCUCACCGGAGGGUCAAGACCAUGUCCAAGAUUAUGGAAGCUGGAGAGAUUUCCCACUGGUCUGAUACUGACUAA
Molecule: messenger RNA, 1257 nt
Organism: Cyclocybe aegerita
Lineage: Eukaryota; Fungi; Basidiomycota; Agaricomycetes; Agaricales; Hemipholiotaceae
Source: the annotation of a GenBank genome assembly